UUCUUUCUUCUUCUUUUUUUUUUCACUUAUCAUUAUUAUUAAUAUAUUAUAUUAUUUUUAUAUUUAUUUUCAAUCUGUGAAUUUCCAUUUUCAUAAUUUGGGAUCUCAAAACCAAAAAAAUGAUGUAUGAGAGGCAGCAUCAAUUGUAUCAACAAGCAUCAAGAUCAAUAGAAGGGAGGAGAAAUCAUUACAUAAAUACAAAUAUAAAUGAAAAUAAUAAUACAAUAAAAAAUAUAAAGGAUUUGAAGAAAUCAUCAUCAAGAUCAUCAUCAUCAUCAUCAUCAUCAUCAAAUAAUAAUAAUAAUAACAAUAAUCAAGAUGAAGAUCAAAGGCUUGAGAUAAUUGAUUUAAGUGGGAUGUCUCUUCAUAAACUCCCUCAUCCUUCAAUUAAUCUUGCUGCCAUUUGUAAGCUUGAUCUUUCCAACAAUAAUCUUGAGAACAUACCAGAAUCAUUGACAGCAAGGUUGCUAAAUGUGAUAGUGUUGGAUGUACACUCAAAUCAAUUGACUUCUCUGCCCAACUCAAUUGGGUGUUUGUCAAAACUCAAAAUCUUAAAUCUUUCCGGAAACCUUAUCACUUGUCUUCCCAGAACUAUCGAGAAUUGCAGAUCACUAGAAGAAUUAAACGCGAAUUUCAAUAAAUUAAGCAUGUUACCAGACACAAUAGGUUUUGAGCUCUUAAACCUAAAGAAACUUUCAGUAAACUCCAACAAACUCGUCUAUCUUCCAUACUCAAUAUCUCAUGCAACUGCGUUACGAAUCUUAGACGUACGUCUAAACUGCCUACGUUCCCUCCCUGAUGACCUUGAAAACCUUACAAAUCUGGAGAUCCUUAAUGUAAGCCAAAACUUCCAAUACCUACUGGAACUACCCUAUUCUAUUGGCCUUCUAAUGUCACUUGUAGAACUAGACGUGAGCUACAACAAAAUAUCGGAACUUCCAACAUCAAUCGGGUGUCUUAGGAAGCUACAAAAGCUUAAAGUUGAAGGGAACCCUUUAAUUUCUCCUCCUUUGGAAGUUAUAGAACAAGGUCUAAAUGCAAUAAGGCAUUACAUGAGUGAAAAAAUAAAUGGGUAUCAUAAGGAUUAUCCUAAGAAAAAGUCUUGGUUUAAGAAGAUUAAAAAGUAUGGGACCUUUAAUGGGUUUAAUAAUGGUAAUGCAACUCCGGGUCGGACUUCCAAUUAUGAAAUGCAACGUGGGCUUGUAUUGCCCGAGUAUCGGCCCAUUGAGGCUCUUGCUUCACCAAGGUAUAAUUUAGGGAUUUUCUCUCCUAAGAGGUUUUUCUCUUCACCAAUUAAUUACUUUUCUAAGUUAAGGUGAAUAAGUGUUCAAUUGCUUUCAUAUGUUUAGACUUAUGUUGUAUCACAUUCACAUUUUAUCUAAGGUUUAUUUUGUUGUAAAUAUGCUAGAUUUUGAGGUUCGUGAUAAUAAGAUAUAUUAAUACAUCAAAAAUGAAAGUUAUGGACGUUGUGAUGCAUAUGCAUGUAAUAUAUUUAGUGUUUGGUUUGUUUUAACUAUAUUUUUUUAUGCACUAACUCUCGAUUCUUAGACUUAACAUCAAGAUAACUUUUCAAACCACAAAAGCCAUUGAGAUUUGGAUUGUUUAGCUAUACUUAUUAUAUUGCAUUAUGUUGUGUAAAGUAGGAUACUAAAUAGUUUGAUUUUCAAAUUAUAAAUCACUUGAAAAUCUUGUCAAAAUAUUUUAAUCGAUUAAAGAAGUACUAAGUUUGCUCGAUGAGCUAAGUUGGUGCCCAUUCGAUUAAAAAAGAAUAUUAAGCUUUAGGUUGCUCGUUUCAAGUGAUCCUAGCUCGUACAAGCUGCUCAUUCAAGCUCUUGCACUAAUCUCAGACUUGAUGAGUAUAGAUUAGAAAGUGUGGGUUGCUGGAGAAUGAAAUGGGUUGUAAAGAGUAUAAGAUAUAAUUGUAGAGGUGAUUAAGAAGUUGUGCACAAUCACUAAGUUCAUAUUAAACUUAUUCAACCAAAUACGAGGAUGUAGAAAACAUAUAGAAUUAAAUAC
Messenger RNA from Amaranthus tricolor (Joseph's coat), 2016 nucleotides. RefSeq names its product plant intracellular Ras-group-related LRR protein 6. Lineage: Eukaryota; Viridiplantae; Streptophyta; Magnoliopsida; Caryophyllales; Amaranthaceae. The coding region runs from base 120 to 1319 and encodes 399 amino acids. The record is from RefSeq and is a predicted model, not a curated record. The transcript has 3 exons. Gene Ontology annotation, molecular function: protein binding.